This is a messenger RNA of Acanthochromis polyacanthus (spiny chromis), 1688 nucleotides long. Its product is annotated as arf-GAP with GTPase, ANK repeat and PH domain-containing protein 1-like. The transcript has 6 exons. Gene Ontology annotation, molecular function: GTPase activator activity; protein binding. Gene Ontology annotation, cellular component: nucleus. The record is from RefSeq and is a predicted model, not a curated record. Bases 1 to 1020 code for a protein of 339 amino acids. NCBI's taxonomy places the organism in Eukaryota, Metazoa, Chordata, Actinopteri, Pomacentridae.
AUGAAAAAGUAUCUCCUGAUCUUCUGCUUGUGUCUGUUUGGUUCUGGUUCUGACCCUGGACCCUGUUUUUCUUUUUCUCCUCCAGAACAAGAGGAGAACUUUGAGUUCACCAUCGUGUCUCUGACCGGUCAGUCGUGGCACUUUGAGGCGACGUCGUACGAGGAACGAGACGCCUGGGUUCAGGUGAUCGAGAGCCAGAUCCUGGCCAGUCUGCAGUCCUGUGAGAGCAGCAAGAACAAGUCUCGUCUGCCGAGCCAGACGGAGGCCAUGGCUCUGCAGUCCAUCAGAAGUAUCCGAGGAAACGGUCGCUGUGCCGACUGUGAAGCUCAGAACCCGGACUGGGCGAGUCUGAACCUCGGGGCCCUGAUCUGCAUCGAGUGCUCGGGGAUCCACAGGAACCUGGGGACCCACCUGUCCAGGGUCCGGUCCCUGGACCUGGACGAGUGGCCCCUGGAGCUCAUCAAGGUCAUGUCGGCCAUCGGCAACGAGCUGGCCAACAGCGUGUGGGAGGCCAACGCUCAGGGACGCCUCAAACCCGGACCAGACGCCAGCAGGGAGGAGAGGGAGCGCUGGAUCCGGGCUAAGUACGAGCAGCGUCUGUUCGUGGCGUCGCUUCCCUGCGUGGACAUCCCUCUGGGCCAGCAGCUGCUCCGGGCGACGGCCGACGAGGACCUGAGGGCCGUUGUGCUGCUGCUCGCCCACGGCAACCGGCAACAGGUCAACGAAACCUGUGGCGAAGGAGACGGACGCAACGCGCUGCACCUGGCCAGCCGCAAGGGCAACGUGGUCAUCACCCAGCUCCUCAUCUGGUACGGCGUGGACCUGAUGGCGAAAGAUGCCCACGGAAACAGUGCGAUGGCGUACGCCCGGCAGGCCAGCUGCCAGGAGUGCGUGGACACGCUGACUCAGUACGGUUGCCCCGACGACCGCUACCCUCUCAUGGCCACGCCCAACCUGUCGCGCCGCAACACCAACCGCAACAACAGCUGCAGCAGCGCCGGCAGCGCUGCACUUAUAUGACGACGAGGCUUCGCCAGCAACCAAUUGGGAGCACCGUUUAAUCUGGAACCACUUCCUGUUGUGACUCUAAGCCCCGCCCACCUUCCUUGUCAGCCGCCGCCCCUUUAGGACUGAUUAAAGCCGAUAGGCGGCGACUCUUCCUCUGUCCCCGGGUCUGUUUUGGGAGAAAGAUUCCAGAGCAUGCUGGGAAAUGUGGUCCACAAUCAUAUUGGGAAAAGGUCACAUGACUCGUGAUGACAUCAUACCUCAUCAGUCACACUACAAGGCCAGUUCCUGCUUAGCAGCCAAUCAGGAUCCACGCCAAAACAUAUCUAAUACCAAUAAUAAUAUCAGCGAGGAAAUUCUCCGUAGCAUGACGGCGCUUUACGACAAAGCCAUUUAAAUUCUUCAUCAUCAAUCAUUGGAGGACGCAGCGUUUAGCUCCUCCCACUUUUGUUUCAUGGAUUCUGUGAACUCUUCUGCCUUCACACAUUUUUUUAAUGUGAAAAUAUCUCGAUGUUUAGGAUCAAAGAUAAAAAAGAUAUCAGAUCAGUUAGAGGUAAAGUGGUAGAUCGCAUGUCCUAGACACUUCCUGCUUCUUAAUUUAAGGCAUUCUUCCUGGUUUGUGUAUAUUGUAUCUCGAUGUGCAUUGCUGGACCAAUGGUUAAAAUGUCAACAUGGGGAAGGUU